Molecule: messenger RNA, 9680 nt
Organism: Panonychus citri (citrus red mite)
Lineage: Eukaryota; Metazoa; Arthropoda; Arachnida; Trombidiformes; Tetranychidae
Product: teneurin-a-like
Biological process (GO): motor neuron axon guidance
Source: RefSeq, a predicted model, not a curated record
GAUCGGUUUAUUUUUCGCUCAUGAGCAAAGUGGAAAAUUUCAAUUCUUUUCUCCAUCAACAAGAAAUACUCACAUUUCAUCCUGGUUCUUUCCUAAAACUGUUCAAACUGUUGUUUUCUUCUGUCAAUUUGUCCAUUUCUUCAAAUUUUUCGUCUUUUACUCAAUACAACUUGAAUUUCAAUAGAAAAGAAAAGAAAAUUUUUAUUUCCUUCCUCUUAUACAACAAUAUAUAACUAAUGGCGAGUUCAGAUAUUUAUAUACGUGAUUCAUCAACACGAUCGAGAACCGGUCGAUCAAUUUGUGAUUCAGUGGAAAGUUCAGUUUCCGAAGCACCUCCACCAUAUCAUCAGAUACCAAAUUCUUAUAGAUCACAUCAGAGAUUUUCUCGUGUACAAAAAAAUCUUUACUCAACCUCAUCACCAUAUCCACCAGAUAACAUUUACCAAGAAUUGGCGACACAAAAUUCAACAACUGGACCUUUAAUACCAUUACCAAGUCACGUUCAUCCGUCUCAACAUUUAGAGCCAAGUGAUGCACCACCACAAGUACUUUUUUCAACUUUAACCGGUAACGGAGGUGCCGUUGGCUCUGUGCUUUAUUCAACCCAUCAACACGGUUAUCCAAGAUCAGAUCAACACUCAUCGUCAACCUCAACGGCAAUAAGAGUAUCAAGGUUCAAUUUCAAUUGGAGUAAAGGUUGUUCGCCCUCCGAAAGGCAACCAUGUUAUUGGCGUUUAUCGACACUUUUUUUGGUACUAAUCUGCCUUACAUUACUUUCUAUUGUAGCAUAUAAACAAGUAGCAGAAUCAUCAAGAUACACUGACGAAAAUGCUAAACCUUGUAUAGUAAUUGAAGAAUCAGCAAAUCAAGAUAAAUCAUUAUCACCAUCAUCUUUUGGACAAUCAACUCAAAAAUCUCAUUUAACACCAUUAACAUUAAAUGGAACAACAUUUAAAGCCAAUCGUAUAUAUGAUUCACUUGGAAAUGGUCAACUAAAUAGUAAUAACAAUCAACAAUCAUCUUCCUCUUCUUCUACAUCCUUAUCAUCAGUUUCCUUUAAAGAAAAUGUUAAUUUGAUUAACAAAUCAUUAGAAUCAAUUUCCUUAAACGGAAAUCACAAUAAUCGAUCAGAAUUAAUUGGUACUGAUUAUUUUCCAUCAUCAACUCAUAGGAAGAACAGGAAAAAUGGACCUUGUUCAAUGGUUAAUCUUCCGCAAGAAAUUUAUCUUUACAAUGAAAUUAAAUCUAACGGUAAAUUCGUGCUAAUUACUGAAACAUUAUCUUCCCAUUUUGCUUUUACUUCGAGAAUUCAACAAAAUAAGUCGAUAUUUGCACGAUUCUCGUUUAUUGGACUUCCAAUUAGAUCUCGAUUUGCAUUAUUCUUACGUCGUAGUGAACCACCAACUUUGACCUCAUACGAUUAUAUGGAGAUAAUUACACCUAAAUCAACUGGUCAUUCUGACAGUAAUACACGAAAUUCUGGACAUUCUGUAGAAAGUAGUGACUUUAGUUCAGAAAUUUUAAAAUAUCUUGAAACUGGAACUUGGUAUUUGGUUAUUGUCAAUGACGGUGAAAUCGAGACUCCAAUUAAUUUGAAAAUCACUUUCGCCGAUGAUAUUUCAACAUCAUGUCAGAAUAACUGUAAUGGUCAUGGUAAAUGUCAACAAGGAAAAUGUUUCUGUUUCCCUGGAUUCAUUGGAGUUGAAUGCAGUGAUAGUGUUUGUCCAGUUCUAUGUAGUGGUCAUGGUCGAUAUCUUGGUGGAAGAUGUCAUUGUGAGAUUGGCUGGAAAGGACCAGAAUGUAAUAUACGUUCAUCUGAUUGUGAGAUUUCAGAUUGUAAUGGACACGGAAAGUGUACCAAUGGUGUUUGCAAUUGUCUACCUGGAUUCAAGGGUGAAAAUUGUGAAAUUGCUGAUUGUUUGGAACCAAAUUGCUCUAAACAUGGUGCAUGUAUCGAUGGUACCUGUUGGUGUAAAAUGGGCUGGAAGGGUGUUAAUUGUUCACAAAUUGACCAUAGAUUGAAUAAAUUUUUUCCUCAUUGUAAUUCCCGUGGUGUAUAUGAUUUAGAUUCAGAGAAAUGCUCGUGUUUCCCUGGAUGGUUAGGUGAUGAUUGUUCAAUUGCAAAGUGUAACCUUGACUGUGGUUCUCAUGGUCUAUGUGAGGGUGGAUCAUGUGUCUGUGAUUCAGGUUGGGAAGGUGCCAAUUGUGAAAGGCUUUCAUGUGAUGUAAGAUGCCUUGAACAUGGACAAUGUUCAAAUGGUACCUGUGUUUGUGUCGAUGGCUGGAUGGGUAAACAUUGUACCUUUAACGGGUGUGCAAAUGGUUGCUCAAAUCAUGGAAUAUGUGCCAAAGACAAUGAUGUAGAUCGUGAGUUUACCUGGAGAUGUAAUUGUAAUGAAGGUUGGACAGGUAAAGAUUGUUCUCAUCCAUCGGAGACAAAUUGUGCCGAUGAUGUUGAUAAUGAUCGCGAUGGACUAAUCGAUUGCGCUGAUUCUGAAUGUUGUUCAACGGAAGAAUGUAAAGAUUCCCUUAUGUGCCUACGAUCACCUGAUCCAUUGGACAUUUUACUUCGAAAAUCGCCUCCUUCGGUUACAGCUUCUUUCUAUCAGAAGAUGAAAUUUCUAAUUGAAGAAGGUUCCGUUCAAAGUUACGCUCAUCGAGACGAUUAUUCCGAAAGUCAAUUUUGGAGUGCAUUUAGCCAAAGUCGAGUCUCUGUAAUAAGAGGACAAGUAAUUACUCCCGAUGGUAAUGGACUCACCGGAAUCCGAAUCUCAGUUGCAACAGAUCCACAGUUUGGAUUUACCCUGACACGUCCUGAUGGAUGGUUUGAUAUUCUUGUCAAUGGUGGUAACAUGGUGACUCUUCAAUUCCAACGAAGUCCAUUUCAUCCGAUAAAACGGACAAUUAUGGUUCCAUGGAAUGAGAUUAUCGUCAUUCAGAAUCCAAUUGUAAUGUCUGCUCAUUCAGAUGAUUCCUAUUCGAGUGACCAUUCAUCCACUGAUUUAACAUCAUUGGUGGUUGGUAGUGGUGAUAUUAUUUCAAGUUCAAUUGAAUCAAAUAGAAGUCAAAGUUCAUUGAGAACUCAUUGCUGGGAUCAUGAAUAUAAUUUAAUGAAACCAAUUUUAUUUCAAACACUUAAACCUGAUGCUGAAGGUGGUUGUACUCAAUCUUCAGCAGUUAUAGCUGAAUCUCAGGUUCUUAUGGAAACCUUAUCCAUACCGGGUUCCUCCCUGAAACUUGUCUAUCAAUCAUCAUCUUCACCAGGUUAUUUGGCCACAAUUAACCUACAAUUAACUCCAGAUUCGAUACCUCGAAGCCUUAAAGUUGUUCAUUUACGAAUUGUUCUGGAGGGAAACCUUUUCUCUCGUGUAUUUGAUGCUGAAAAAGCAAUUAAAUACACUUUCUCAUGGAACAAGAGAAAUGUAUAUAAACAAAAAGUCUAUGGAUUAACAACAGCAAGAGUUUAUGCUGGUUAUCAGUAUGAAUCAUGUUCUCAUAUUAUUUGGAGUACACUGACCACUCAAAUUAGAGGAUUCGAUAUGGAAAUAUCUGAAUUAGCUUCAUGGAAUCUUGAUAUUCACCAUAGAUACAAUUAUCAUGAAGGAAUCUUGCAAAAAGGUGAUGGAUCUGUAAUAUUUUUCAAGCAACAGUCUAGAGUUGCAUCAACCCUUAUCGGUACUCGAGGUGAACCUCGUCCAGUCAUUUGUAAAGCUCGAGACUGUGAGGGUCAAGCAAAGACAAACAAACUACUCUCACCAAUAACCUUGACCUCAGGUCCUGAUGGGUCAGUUUAUGUUGGUGAUGCCAAUCUGGUUAGACGAAUCAAGCCCGAUGGUUAUGUUUAUACAAUAUUUAAACACUCGGAUAAAUCGGGUAAUCUAAGGGGAACGGUAACUCCAACAACCUACAAUUAUCAUAUUCAUUUAUCAUCUUAUGAUGGUCAUCUUUAUAUCGCUGACCCUGAGCGACAUCAAAUACUUCGUGUACAUACAGUUGAUCGUGUUGAUGAUCCAGAAUCAAAUUAUGAUGUUUUCGUUGGUUCAGGAGCUCGAUGUUUACCUCGUGAUACAACCGCUUGUGGUGAUGGUGGAUCGGCUCUUGAAGCAUCAUUAGUUUUCCCUAAGGGUAUGGCCUUUGGUCUUGAUGGUAGCCUUUAUUUUGCCGAUGGAUCAGCAAUUAGAAUAGUUAAUUAUAAAGGAAUUAUAUCAACGAUUAUCGGUGAUAAUCAUCACCAUCGAAAACGCCAAUGGAAACCAAUACCUUGCGGUGGAAGCCUUUCAGCUGAUGAGGUUAAACUUCGUUGGCCUACUGAGAUCGCUAUUCAUCCGAUUGAUGGGUCACUUUAUUUCCUUGAUGAUCAAAUGGUUUUCCAAUUAACACCUGAUCGACGGGUUCUAGUGGUCAUUGGAAGUCCAUCUUAUUGUGAUAAUAAACCUCAUUCUUUGGGUGAAACUUCAACCACAAAGCCUCCCGAUAGUGUAAUCAUCACAUUUGGAUUCAGUUCAACUGGUGAUUUAUAUGUUGCCUCGAUAGGUAAAGAUGGUUCUAAUACUGUCAAUUUAAUCAACAAGGACAGAGUUUACACCCAUUUCAUGGGACUGGAUAAAUCGAAGCGUAAUCUUGCCUUCUCAGGAAAACUUGACCCUUCGCUAGCAUCACAAUCGAUUGCAAGUACAAUCGGUUCAACUUUCUGUGAAAUUGAGACUUGUAAAGAUGUUGCUGCAAAUAACUGUACUUGUGCCAUACCCUCACCUCUUUCCUUGCCACAACCAUCAUCGUCUUCACCAUCAAACUCAUCACCAAUACAACCUCAGUUAUCGUCCACUUCUCGUCCAGCUCUUGCUCGUGACACACCCUUGGUCUCAAUUACUGCGAUGACCAUUACCAGUGAUGGUGUUGUCCAUGUUGCAGAUGAAGGGACCUACCAGAUAAUAUCAGCUGUUCCUUACAUCCCUGGUCCAGAUGAGUCUCUAUUAUUUACCAUAGCAUCUCCUGAGACCAAUGAGCUUUACCUGUUCAAUAAGUAUGGUCAACAUAUUAGCACUCGAAAUGCAUUAACUGGUCAAUCUUUACAUACCUUUUUGUAUGAUGUAAAUACUUCAUUUGGUAAAUUAACUGCGGUAACAGAUUCUUCUGGUUCUAAGGUAUCAUUUUUACGUGAUUCAAUUAACAGUUUACAUUCAGUUGAAACUGCGAUUGGUCAAAAAUGUCGAGUAACUGUUAACAAUCAAGGUCUUUUGGAAACAUUUAAUGAUCCAGAUAAUUUAACUAUACGAUUUACUUAUGAUUCGGUUACCGGUUUAUUGGUUUCACGUUCAGAUUCAUCGGGAUAUUGUUACUUUUAUCAAUAUUCCCCCGCUGGCCGAUUAUCUGGACUGGUCAAACCUUCUGGAUCACUGACCACCAUUACCUUUGAUUUUAAUCAUCAAGGUUCAUAUCUAAAAGCAAGAACCAAUUUACUUCAUUUAGAUUCAUCAAAAUCUACACUCAACUCUUAUGAUCAUGAUAAUUUAAUGGUUCAAAUAAUUCGUGAUUCAGCUUUAGUUUUACAUUCUGGUAAUCAAUUUAGGGUGACACUUCAUGAAGAUAAAUCAAUUGCACUGAUUACACCAUGGAGACAGGGUAUUUUCUGGGAAUCAUCACCACACAAGGUACUACUUCAAACUAUACCAGUUCAAGCGGGAAUGUUUCCAGUUCUCAAUCGGCAGGUCAAUUUUGCUCUGAAACCCUCGGCAUCACCUUUAUCGCCCUUUGACUUGACCCCUUCAAGUAUAAUACCAAGUCUCGCCUCGAUUAGUUGGGAUUAUAACUUUAAGGGAACAGGUCGAAAUGGUUCAAUUGUUAUGAACGGACUUUCAGGUCAAAUAAAUGGUGGAUCGUCAUCAUCAUCUACUUCACCUUCGAGCACUUCGAUCUCUACACUUGGAGGAAACAUUUUGACCAUUGAACGGGUUCUUUAUAUUAACGAUACUCAAUAUCUUUCACUGGAAUAUGAUCGUAAUGGUAAUCGUGAAAUUUUGUACAACAAUUCCCGUCGACCUUUCCUUUCUGUUCAAUACGAUAACUCAUCUAGACCCAUUCAGUGGUUACCCACAGAGACACGGUUACCCCUUAAUGUGAUCUAUGAUCGAUAUGGACGAUUAGCGGGCUGGCAACAAGGUUCAUCGGUAUCGGAGACUUUUCUUUAUGAUCGAAAUGGCCUUUUAGCGGAGAUUCGUUAUCCCGAUUCAACGUCAAUCAAAUAUGGUUACGAUGAGACUGGUCGAUCAAGACCUUCACGAAUAACCUUACGAAGUGGUAAACAGUAUCAUUACCAUUAUGAUGAACGAAGUGGACUCAAGAAAAUUGUCACACCUCGAAGAAAUGAACAUCGAACAACAUUAAUAAUCUCUCUUGGAUUCUAUAAGUUACUUUAUACUCCCCCAGGGUAUCCAAGAAAUUCAGCUUACACCCUGUACUUUGAUGAUAAUCUGAAACCUUUAAUGGAAAUUGCUCCAGAUGAUUCAUCUCGAAUCAUUUAUAUUUACAAUGAGAGAGAAAAAUUAACUGAAAUUGUCUAUGGUGGAGGUAAAGUUACUAAAGUUUACUCUCAACCAUGGAAAUCAGAAUCUAAAUCAUCUCGAUUAAAUCGACAUCGAAAUGACCUGAAAGAUGAAUCAACCAAUUCCAAUAGUGAUGGACUAUUGAUCAGUGAAACUUGGUCAGAGGGAGCAAAUGAAGUGACCCUUCAAUACACUUAUACUAAUUCAUUGAUCACCAAAAUUUCAUUGAAAUUAACGUCAACUUAUUCCCAUUUGUCCAAUUUUGAGUAUACUUAUGAAUACGAUGAAUUUGGCCGGAAAAGGGCGAUCGGUGCUCGAAUCAUUUCCUCAUCAGCCUUACCUUCCGUGGCAUUACCUGUCCACGAGACACUUUAUAAUAUGAAAACAGGUCGACUUGAGGUUAUUGGACAUUUUCGUGUUCACGAUCAUCACGAUUAUCAACAUCAUCAAAAUGAAUCUCUAAUUACCGAUGGUGUUGCUACAUUUUCAAAGAUUUACGAUUCAUCGACUCACCAGCUGAGACAAAUGUCGCUAACGGUAAAAGACAAAGAGGUCUAUCGAAUGGACCUUUUAUAUAAUCCAAAUGGAGCGAUAAUCACAACGAAAACUUUCAUGAGACAUUUGGGUGCAUCUAAAGUACGAGUUUCCAAUUACACUUAUGAUUAUGACGAGCAAUUAAUUGAAGUUUCAGGUCGCGAUCAGUGGAAAUUUACCUACGAUGAUAAUGGUAACCUGGUCACUCUUCAAUAUAUGGGUAAUAGAAUCGAUAUUGCCUACGAUUCGGGUGACCGGGUCAUCAGGUUCGGAGAUACUCCAUACACAACCGAUGGUAGAGGUUAUUUCAUCUCUAAAGGUGAAGAGCGUUUAGUUUACAAUACCGCUGGACUUUUACUUCAGGCCUAUCGAACGGGUCGAUAUGAUAUAAGUUACUUGUACGAUUCAAGGGGUCGAUUAACUAUUCGUAAAGACAAUUUUGGCAAUUUGACCCAAUACUUUUACGGUGACAUUGAAAGACCUUACCUGGUAACCCAUAUGUUCAAUAACGCUGAUGGUACGAUAACCUCAUUGGUUUAUGAUGAUAUCGGGAUUCCACUUUCCGUUCAGAUCAAUCAUCAAACCUUUUAUAUUACCUGUGAUCAGGUUGGUUCACCUUUACUCGUGUUUGACCAUAGGGGUGAUGUUAUCAAGGAGAUUCAUCGAGGGCCCUAUGGUCAUGUACUUUUUGACUCGAAUCCGACAUUUUAUCUGCCCGUUGGUUUCCAUGGUGGACUAACGGACCCAGUAACGGGAAUAAUUCAUUUCCAUGGUCAUUAUAUUUACGAUUCACUUAUCGGUCAAUGGUUAACACCCAAUUGGGCUGGAGUUUUAUCCAAUUUAAAAGAUCCUCUUGCACUUAAUUUAUAUCGAUUCUCGCAAAAUGACCCAGUUAAUCCUGAACCUGGAUUAGGUGAUGGAAGAUCAACCCGAUUAAAUUUAAAUCGUUGGAUUCAACAUCAAGGUAUAGAUCUUAGUGGUUUCGAUAUUGGUGGACAAAUGUUAAUCAAUCGAGGUUCAUCCAAUUCCCGACGCUCUAAUCAAGGUUUAAAUCUACAAUCAUCGACUCUUGCUCUUGGUCCACUUUCAUUUACUGACCAAGGUCCAAGUCAAUCACCUUUAACAUCUUCUAACCUUUAUUACAAUACCUUUGACGCUCUAUCUCAUGUUCCCAAUGUGAUCUUAUCGUCACUCGAACUGCCCACAGUACCGAUUCUUUCAGCAUUCUGGUGUUCAGUUCAACGGAAUACCAGAAACUUUGCAACCUUUUCAUUCAUGCGAAAAUCAAAGAUAAAAUCAGAGGAAUUACUUGAAAAUGGACGAAUAACCAAAAUGUCCACUGAAAGUCGACCAUUUGGUUAUGGAAUUACUUUGUAUUCGAUUGAUGGUAAAACUAUUGUCAUGGGUUCUUCCGAUUCUGAUCCAAUUCGUCGAGAUGUUUAUACCAAAGUUUUCAACAAUUCUCACCUUCUAGAUGUCCAUCUAAUCUUUAAGGGUCAAGAUGCUUUCUAUUUUGUUAAGCCUAAUCAUUGGAAGGCUCGAGAUGAUCAAAUUCAACUACAACGAUUAGGUAAUCUAAUCAAUGUUACCUUUAGUGAUCAGAUUAAGGAUGAUCAUGGAGGAUCAACAGACUCCUCUAAAAGUGGACACAAGAAUGGUCAUCAGGCUGAUAUUCGGAUUCAUACAAAAGGAGCGAUUCUCAACAUUCGCUAUGGUACAACCGUUGAACGAGAGCGAAAUCGUAUCUUGAGACAUGCAAAGAAACACGCGAUCAACGAACGCUGGUCAAGAGAGGUUGACCUUACUCGCGCUAAUCGAUUCAUCGAGUCAAAUAGUAAUAAUAAUAAAGAUAAUGAAAAGUACUUCCAUCAUCAUCAUCAUCACCCUUGGAAUGAAACUGAGAAAGAAUUACUUCUUAAUACUGGUUCGGUUGCUGGAUAUCGAGGUGAAUAUUAUCAUUCGGUGGUUCGAUAUCCACAAUUAGCUGAUGAUCCAAAUAACAUUUACUUCACUAAUCGACCCAAUAAAGUUAAUUAAUCAUGAUAAAAGUUUAGUAAAUGCGAAGAAGGAAAGAAAAAGCAAAACAAAACAAUCAAUUUGCUGAAUAGAUGAUUAGUUUUAUUUUUCCAAUUCCAUCCAAAAUCAAUAACAUAAUCAAUCAAAACCACAAAUUGAAUCACACACACACACACUCAAAAUCAAACAAUCAACGGAAUUGAAAGGAAAUUUGUUUUAAUCAAAUGAGCUUGUAUCAACUUUUUCUAAAUUUAAUUUCUUUCUCUUUUCCUCUUGUCAAUCAUAAAUAUCUAAUUGUUCAAAUGAUUACACAAUUAAUGUAAUAUAAAGUUUUAAAUUUCUGCCUGAUGGACCCAUAAAAAUGGAGGAUAAACCAAUUGAAACAAUUGAUUCUUGAUAAUGAUUAACAGCAAUUCUGUGAUAAUUGACUCUUCUUUUUUUAUAUUAAAUUAUAAUUAUAUUGUAAAUAAGUGUACAAAUAAUAAUAAUGAUAGUAAACAAUUCAAUCAAAUCAUUUGAAACCCUUUUAUGUAAUAACAACAAUUAACUAACUACAUAAAUAAACUCCAAUGAUAAUCUAAAAGAAAA